CUUACUUGGCUUUCUUUCGUUUCAGAUAUCGAGUACCUGAAGUCCGUCCUUCCUGCGACAACCGAGGAAGAUUUCUUCGAAUACUUGCACACCGUCGAUGCCUCCGAAGUUUGCAUCUCAUCUGCCCCGGAGGGUUCGGUUGUCUUCUCCAGGGUGCCGUUACUCCAGGUGAGAGGCCCCUUGUUGGUGGUCCAGCUUAUGGAGACCACCCUGCUGUGCCUGGUGAACUACGCCAGCCUGGUGGCCACAAACGCCGCCCGGUUCCGUCUUGCAGCCGGCCCGGGCAAGAAGCUGAUGGAGAUGGGUCUACGCCGGGCUCAGGGGCUGGACGGAGGCCUCUCGGCGUCCAAGUACUCCUACGUGGGCGGUUUUGAUUUUACCAGCAACGUCCUGGCCGGGAAACUCUACGGGAUCCCAGCGCAGGGAACGUUGGCUCAUUCCUACGUCUCCUCCUUUACCUCCGUGGACGACGUCAACCCACGGAGCCUGCUGCCCCUGAAUGGGAAGGAGCCCGUGGACCUUCCAACCUUAGUGGACAAGUGGUUGACUCAAGUGUGCCAAUUACUCCGAGUCCCGCCGGAGAAGGUGAGCUGCGGAGAGAGGGCGGCCUUCAUGUCCUACGCCAUCGCCUACCCGCACAACUUCCAAGGCCUGGUGGACACUUACUGCGUCAUGAGGAGUGGCAUUCCCAACUUCUGUGCCGUCGCCCUGGCGUUGAACCAGCUGGGAUACCGAGCCAUUGGAGUCCGGCUGGACAGCGGAGACCUGGCCAAGCAGUCGGUGGAGAUCCGUCACGUCUUUCGGACUUGUAGCAAGCAUUUCCAGGUUCCUUGGUUUGAGACGACACCCAUCACGGUGAGCAACGAUGUCAGUGAACAAAGCUUAGAAGAACUGUCUCGAGAGGGCAAUGAAAUUGAUAUGAUUGGCGUUGGGACCCACCUGGUGACCUGUCCCCUUCAGACGACCUUGGGCUGCGUCUACAAGCUGGUGGAAGUCAAUGGUUCUCCAAGGCUGAAAGUGACCGAAGACCCCGAGAAGACAACCUUACCUGGAAGGAAAGUGGUCUACAGACUGUGGGACGAGGCAG
Molecule: messenger RNA, 1087 nt
Organism: Notechis scutatus (mainland tiger snake)
Lineage: Eukaryota; Metazoa; Chordata; Lepidosauria; Squamata; Elapidae
Source: RefSeq, a predicted model, not a curated record